This is a messenger RNA of Diaporthe amygdali, 4476 nucleotides long. RefSeq lists its product as uncharacterized. The transcript is spliced from 3 exons. The record is from RefSeq and is a predicted model, not a curated record. Bases 1 to 4476 code for a protein of 1491 amino acids. Gene Ontology annotation, molecular function: protein binding. Lineage: Eukaryota; Fungi; Ascomycota; Sordariomycetes; Diaporthales; Diaporthaceae.
AUGGCGCUCAAACGAAAGGGAGAUUCUUCUGAAAUCCCGAGCAUGUCGGGAGAUUCAGAAGCCGUUUUACAUGCGUCCGUUGCCCGCGAAAUGCUCUUCGAUAAGAUCCUUGACCAGCUCGCCGCCAGCAGCCUCUUCAGCAACCCCACUUUUGCACCUACCAUCUUCAUCGUUUAUGCGCAUGACAACGAAAAAGAGGGAACCGCCUAUGAUGGAUGUGUUCGGAAGAUGAUAUCAUGGUUGAAAAAGAUCCAUGCUCAAAUACUGUCAGAUCAAUCGGCGCUCCCUCUUCUCCAACCCAGAAUCGAGGGCACUGACGCCAUCCGCAACAUUCUUGCCAACCAACUCUGCCUGCUCCCACCGAGAACUGACGAUGCUGGAUUGCCGGCAAUGACUAGCGUUAGUAAGGUCAUUGUAUGCGGCUCAGAGGUCCUUGAACGAUACUAUAACAACCCGGCCGCCUUGUCUUAUAUCGGAGACAUCGUCGAGCUUUGCAAUACUGGAGCUGAUCAGUCAACGAUGGCGCUAAUCCGAGAUCGCGUCGAGACUGAGAGUCGAAAAGACGACUUUCACCAUGUCCUCACGGAGCUCGCGUUCCUAGAAGUCAGGACAUCUCGCGUUUCUGAGAUACAUGGCAUGGUGCCUGUUGUAUUGAACCAAAUCAACGCAGACGAAGCUCCUAUGCAAUACCUGCCGAGUUUCUACAACACAGAUGUCAAACUCAAGUUGAAGUCUCCUGAGACAAGUUCACUACAUAAGCUUUUCUUCAAGCUACUCGAACAGCUCUUCCCAGACGACAGAGACUUCAUCAAACCUUUCAGAGACUGCUACGACUCGGUUUGCAGCAAGCUUCAGCUGGAUGGCGAGGCGCCUGCGCGCCGGAGAGAAUUUGACAACAUCGUCAGUCUGCGUGUUACAGAAGCGUAUCAAACCUUUUGGAGCCUCUUUUGCGUUGUUUUGAGAGACGGAAAGCUCCAGGCGUAUGCCGGCAAACUCAGCGGCCAAGUGUCUCAAGUCCUUGAAAUGACAAGCUUGUCGGCACAGCACCAGAUCCUAAAGUGGCUGUCCCCUAUUGCAGCUCCAGAGCAACACGGAAAAUACCAUGAUUCGGGGACAAGCCGUAUGCAAGGCACCUGCGACUGGGUAAUCCAGGACGAGAAAUUUUGUCGAUGGUACGCUCACAAGGGCUCUGCACUUCUUUUCCUUUGUGGCAACAUGGGUACAGGAAAAACUCAUUCUACAUCGAGAGUUGUCGAUUGGGUGGAGCAGGGUCUUUCAACAAAUAGCAACGAUGAAGCCUUCGCCUACUUCUAUUGCAACAAGCAAGACCCAGCGCGCCGCGAGUCGAAAGAGAUCUUGCGGAACAUCAUACGGCAAUUGGCCACCGGACCAUGGAAGGCAGCUGAGAAAAGUGGGACCAUCCACAAAACGGUGUACAAUUUGUGGAAGAAAAGCCAAGGGCAGGGAAUAAGCUCGACCUUUGCUCAAUGGGAAGCAUGUCUGCUGGCGCUGAUUGACACAUAUCCUAGGACCACUAUCGUGCUUGACGCCCUUGACGAGUGUGAAAAGGAACAACGACGGGACUUGAUCAACCUUUUGGUCACACUAGCAACGAGACACUCAAAGGACCAGCCGGUCAAAAUAUUUGUGUCGACGAGACCCGAGAAAGAUAUGCUCCGACACUUCGACAAAUACCCCGCUAUUCGCAUGCAAGAAAAGCACAACACGGACGACAUAGCAAUCUUUGUGCGGACUCAAAUUGCAGAACACCACAGAUGGUCUAAGAUGUCCGAACAGUUCCGGACCGAUGUUAUCGACACGCUUCUGGAGAAAAGCGGGGAUAUGUUCCUAUUCGCAUCACUUCAAAUGGAGCACUUACUGCUUUGCAAAACUGAACCUGCGCUCAAAGCUCGCCUCGCGAAACUUCCAGACUCUUUGGAGAAGACUUACGAAGAGAUAUAUCAAAGGGCAGCAUCGGAUCCUGAUGAGAGGAAUCUUUUGGACCGAGCGGUCCGGUGGGUUAUGUGCUCGGCAAGGCCUCUGACUACCGAUGAGUUGGUGCUUGCCAUCUCCCAGGACUCAGAUUCCGAUGAAGUAAUGCCACAGCGCCAAGAUGUGGAUGAAGAACUGAUUCUGGAGUUGUGUCAUAACCUUUUGUGCCUUGACGUUCUUGACGUCAGCCACGAUGGUAGCAUCGACGACAGGCUCAAUGACGACGAAGGGAAGAGCCAGCCGGUGUGGCGGCUAGCACAUCAAGCGGUGGCAGAAUUCUUUGAAGGCAGCAUCUGCUGCAAUUAUGAUCUUGCUCACUUUGAAGUUGGGAAGGUGUGCCUGAUGGUCCUGCUCGAUACCUUCGGCAGGGAGUCUGCUCGGUCGCGAGAUGGCCCCGAUGACGUUUCUGAAACUAGCGAGGGCUAUGUGUGCCCUUGCAGGAAAACCUCAACCCCAGUGACAGAUCCUUAUAUGGCAAACGACCAUUUGGAAAUGAAAAACUCUCUUGCGGAAUAUGCAAUCUAUGCCUGGCCGACGCAUGUGCGCGCACAAGAGCACCGUCAGGCCCAUAGCAUUGCUAGGCUGUCCCAGAUACUACAGCAGUUCCUGGGUGAACCAGAAGAGAGCAGCCUGAUCUAUGACAGAUGGCUCGAGCAUACAUUCCAUAGACAUUCGCUCAAAUCUUGGUCUAUUUUCUCGUGGCCAAUGAUGCCCCCCACCUGGGAAGGGGAGCCUAAGAUGAACCCCAUCAGCUUGGCAUGUUACCUGGGCUUUUACACUACUUUGACGAAGUGGUGGGAUCUUUUCAAUUUUGACGAAAACGGUGGUUUUUCGGUCACCACCCCAUAUGAGUGGCAGCCAAUUCGGACUAUCCCCUCUUCGUGUCUGUUUCGACCACUGAAGCUGUCGCUCGUGGCGCUGGCUUGUAUCCACGAUGAGGUGAAGAUUCUUCAGCGUCUUUUGGAUCGAGGGGCCCAUGUCAACACUAUUGAAGAAUACGAGCUGCCCCCAAUCGUUGUCACGGCAGGGAACGACUCGGUAAAUUCACUGGAGGAGUUGCUUCGACGUCGCACUGAAAUGUGCUCACCAUUCACGAGACGAUACGGACACGUUGUGCAUUUCGCCAUCUACAGCAACUCGUUAAAGGUUUUGGAACUGCUGCUGGACCGAUUUGUUGCGGGGCCGGGGGAGGUGGAAGAGACUUUGAAGGAAUUCCGAUGGACGGCUUCUAUGUCGGCAGACACGAUCACAAUGCUCCUUGACAAGGGCAUGGACGCGAAUGUGCGUCUUGGAGAGGGAUCUCUGCUGGCAGCGGCGGUAGUUACAGGGGCCGAGGACCUGGUCCGCCGGCUACUGGCAAAUGGCGCGGAUGUGAACGCCCAGUGGGAGGUCUUGGGAUUCAGAAAUGCUCUCGAAGCUUCCUUAUCUCGGCACCGCGGUCCGUCCUGGCCCUGGGAUCCGGCAAUAACCUAUGUACUGAUCGAGCAAGGGGCGUGUGUCACCGCACGAACCGUCUCAUUGGUGUGUCGGUGGUCAGAACACCUGCAGCCGGGUCACCAUUCCCAGAGUAGGAAAGAAGAGGUCCUACAGCUACUUUUGGGGCAUACCCCAGACUUGAGUGAGAUAUGGACAGAUCAAUUCGGCAGCAACACCACUGCCUUGAUUGAGAUAGUCAAGUCCGGCGAGGUGCGUGAAGUGCGGUUUUUGAUCAAACAUGGCGCCGAUGUGAACCAGCAGGUGGGAGGAGUAUACGGUGAUGCGUUAAACACUGCAGUCUGGGCCACUUUCGAAAGCGCAAAAAAUCCGGAUUAUCGGUAUCCGACUGCCGCUGUGUUCGAGGCGCUUGUUGAGGAAGGCGCCAGCCUCGAGACCCUGGAGGGUGACCGCCUCAACACCGCACUCGUAGCUGCUGCGCUGGCUGGUUCGGAGGACAUGGUGCAGCUUUUUCUCGACCACGGCGCAAAUCCAAAUGCGUUUUGCAAAUAUAAAUGGGCCACCGCACUCAGCGCGGCUGCACAGUCAUGGCACCCCCGAGCACCGGACGUGGUUCGUACUCUUCUGGACGGCGGCGCUGACGUCAACGCCUACUUUCCGGAGUCCAUCAAUAACGAUUAUAAGCUUGCACUUGAUUAUCCUCUGCAUCAGAUACUUCAACUAUUACUUAUGCAUCAGUAUAAGAAAUGGGACUCUUGGCUUCAGUUGGCCUCCGUUCUCCUGUCAAACGGCGCCAUCUGGGACAUUGACUUCGCACAAUGGAGGGAAUGCCUCAAACUACGAGCAUCCGAGUUCGAACGGCGGCAUGCCCAGUCUCUGGACCAAUCAAUGCAGAUGCUGAAGAGGAACAGAACCAGCUUCUUCCUGAAGCACCCAGCGGCAGCAUCUGACGAAAGCUGGAGGUUCAAAGGCAUCGAGGACCCAAGUUCAAACACGAGAAGUAUCUUGAGGGUAAUGCGGUUUCUAUCCGAGUUCAUCCAUGUAAAAUAA